Oryzias melastigma (Indian medaka) is the source of this 1153-nucleotide messenger RNA. RefSeq lists its product as uncharacterized. NCBI's taxonomy places the organism in Eukaryota, Metazoa, Chordata, Actinopteri, Beloniformes, Adrianichthyidae. Gene Ontology annotation, molecular function: nucleic acid binding; zinc ion binding. The record is from RefSeq and is a predicted model, not a curated record.
AUGGCUCUCACUUCGCUUACCAGAAAACAUGGAGUUAAAACUUGCACCGGCUCUCUCCACAGCGUGGAGGAGGUGGCUUUGGCCGUGGGUGCUGUUAUAGGGCAUACAUCUGUUAAAUCUGCUGCCAGAAUGAGUGGCGCGGUCGUUUUGUUUGUGGAGAGGGUUGACCAGGUGAACACGCUAGUUGAGACAGGUAUAUCUAUCAAUGGCGUGUUUGAACCUGUCAUGCCGCUCUCUCAGCCAGCGACUAAGAUCACACUCUCUAAUGUUCCCCCGUUCAUCAGUGACGGGUUUCUGAUACGGGAGUUGUCCAAACACGGGAAGGUGGUGUCACCUGUGCGUAAGGUUCUGUCUGGCUGUAAGUCUCCGCUGCUGAAACACAUCGUGUCUCACCGCAGACAGGUCUUCAUGAUCCUUUAUAAUAAAGGGGAAGACUUCAACUCAGUGUUUAAGGUCCGUGUGGAUGAUUAUGAUUACGUGCUUUUUGCUACUUCCGCCACUUUCAAGUGUUUUGGUUGCGGUGCUGACGGGCAUUUGGUGAAAGCCUGUCCGGACCGCGCCGUUUCAGCCCCGGGGGGCGUGACCGCUGCGGCGGCAGGUGGUGUGGCGGACGCUCAGAGUGAGCAGAGCGCUGAUCGCCCCGUACCCGUGGCGCGUCGGGCACCUUUGGUCGGGCGUCCUCCCAUGGACCUACCGGCUUCUGUGGAGCCCGUGGAAGAAGAACCUCAGCAGGCGGGCGAGCCUGGAGAGAGCGCGGUGAGUGGGGAGGGUGUGAGCGGAGACGGUGUGGUGGAGGGACAGGUGAGUCAGGAUGCCGAGGGCGUUCUCUCAACAGAGGCAGAUGUUUCGGUGGAGGGGAUUGUGAGUGUUGGUGUCACUGAGGUGAUGGAUGAACUGGGGGUUGGUGGUGAGGCUUCUGACGGUGCCGCUGCGUGUGUGGAGGAGGGGGGCCCGGAGCCCUCCGAGUGUUGUGGGCCGAAUGUGGGGCGGUCCGGGGUGGGUGCCGUUGCUAUGUGUGUGGGAGGGGGAGCUGAUGAGGUUGAGGCGCGUGGAUCAGAGCAGUCGGGGGUCUCUCUGAAACGACGGAAGCGGAGCUCCGCCUCCGCGGAUGUCAGCGUUAAAGCCAGUAGACUGGUGGCCACGGAGGGGGCGG